Aptenodytes forsteri (emperor penguin) is the source of this 5007-nucleotide messenger RNA. Its product is annotated as deleted in malignant brain tumors 1 protein. Gene Ontology annotation, cellular component: membrane. NCBI's taxonomy places the organism in Eukaryota, Metazoa, Chordata, Aves, Sphenisciformes, Spheniscidae. The record is from RefSeq and is a predicted model, not a curated record.
AUGGAGACCCCAUCCCAGACCUGGCAGAAGAUUCAGUUCCCCUUCAUCCACCGGACUCCAUGUGAUGCAAGAGCCGCCGGGGAGCUGAGGGACAGAGCAGCGCAGAAAGCCGGGGGAUGGAGCAGCGCGGAAAGCGUCCUCUCCCCGCUGCCUUCAUCAGGUCUUCAGCGUAUUUCUUCUCCAGCUGGAGAUGGUGGACCUCAUCGCAGCCUCUGCCAAGCCUACCUCUUCCCGCACGCCUGCCAGGCUGGGAGCAGCUUCUCCAAAAGUCCUUUGCUGUCGGCUGGGCACUCUGUGGGUGACAGACUAUCCGCCCAUGCUGGGCUCAGGGCUGCAGAGAUCCUCCUCGUCCUAGCAGGGCUGUGUGCGUCAGGUCCCGCCGACGUAAGGCUGGUGAAUGGCCCCGACUCCUGCCCGGGCCGGCUGGAGGUGUUUUACAGUGGCACCUGGGCGGUGUGCGAUGACCACAAGGGAGCCCGCGUGGUCUGCCGGCAGCUGGGCUGCGGGUCAGUGCUGUCGGCUGUUGGCGGGGCUCACUACGGGCGAGGAGCAGACCCCAUCCGGCUGGCCAACGUACACUGCGCCGGGAUGGAGGCCACCCUUUCUGAGUGCUGGGCACGGCCCUGGGGAGCCCACAGCUGCGGGCACGGGGAAGACGCCAGCGUCUUGUGCUCAGGGGCACCCGCUCCAGGUUCGACCCGUACCAGGCUGGCGAAUGGCUCAAGUUUCUGCUCUGGCAGAGUUGAAGUCCUCCACGAUGGCGAAUGGGACACCGUGUGCGACGACAGCUGGAGCCUGAUGGACGCCGAAGUGGUGUGCAGGGAGGUGGGUUGCGGCCGGGCACCGUCAGCUCAGUUCGGGGCUGCCUUCGGGCAGGGGUCGGGGCCCGUCUGGCUGGAUGAAGUGACCUGUGCUGGGACGGAGGCUGCCCUUUCUUCUUGCCAGGCCAGGUCCUGGGGGAGCCAUAACUGCAACCACGGAGAGGAUGCUGGCGUUGAAUGCACAGGUAGCUCUUGACUCCUGCCCCAACCGACUCGGGUCCGGCUGGUGAAUGGCUCCAGCUGCUGCUCAGGGCGAGUCGAGGUCCACCACAACCAGCAGUGGGGGACGGUGUGCGAUGACAGCUGGGACCUGAGUGAUGCUGAGGUGGUCUGCUGGCAGCUGGGCUGCGGGCUGGCCAUGUCAGCCCCUGGCAGGGCUCCGUUUGGGUGAGGACACGGUCCCAUCUGGCUGGAUGAAGUGAACUGCACAGGGACAGAAGGUGCCAUCACUGAAUGCAGCUUCAAGCCCUGGGGAGCCCAUAACUGCAACCAUGGUGAAGAUGCGGGUGUCGUGUGCUCAGGUAAGCCUGAUCCCACGGAGCUACGGCUGGUGAAUGGCUUGAAUCACUGCGCUGGGCGCCUCGAAGUGCUUCACGACCAGCAGUGGGGGUCCGUGUGUGACAACGGCUGGGACAUGGAGGGUGCCGAAGUGGCGUGCCGGCAGCUGGGCUGCGGCACUCCAGUCUCCGCUCCAGGCUGGGCUAGGUUUGGCAGGGGGCACAGCUGCCACCACGACCCCAUCUGGCUGGAAACAGUCAGCUGCCGGGGGACGGGGGCUGCCCUCACCGAGUGCAGAUACCCAGGUUGGGGCAUCCACAGCUGCCACCACGGGGAAGACGCCGCUGUGGUGUGCUCAGACCCAAUGGCGCUUCGGCUGGUGGACGGCCCACACUGUUGCACCAGAAGGGUCGAGGUGCUUCAUCAGCAGCAGUGGGGGACAGUGUGUGAUGAUGGCUGGGACCUGCACGAUGCCGAGGUGGUGUGCUGGCAGCUGGGCUGCGGGGCGGCGGUCGCAGCCCCGGGCUCGGCUUGCUUUGGCCGGGGACGUGAUCCCAUCUGGCUGGAUGAGGUGAACUGCACAGGGACCGAGUCCGCCCUCUCCAAAUGCGGGGCCAAGCCGAAAGGAAUCCACAAGUGCCACCAUGGAGAAGAUGCUGGUGCGGUGUGCUCAAGUAGCUGCUACCCUACCGAGGUCCGGCUGGUGAACGGCUCAAAUCGCUGCUCUGGGAGAGUUGAGGUGCUGCACAACCAGCGAUGGGGAAGUGUGUGCGAUGACGGCUGGGACCUGGACAACGCAGAAGUGGUGUGCCGGCAGCUGGGCUGUGGGACGGCUGUAGCCGCUCCACCCAGAGCUCAGUUUGGGAUGGGGUACGAGCCCAUCUGGCCGGAUGAUGUGAACUGCACCGGCACUGAGGUUGCCCUCUCCGAGUGCAGGGCCAGACCACGGGGAGAGAGUAACUGCGACCACCGAGAAGAUGCCAGCGUGGUGUGCCUGGGGAAGCCACCUCCAGCUCAGGUCUGGCUGGUGAACGGCUCCAGCCGUUGCUCCGGGAGGGUCGAGGUGCUUCAUAACCAGCAGUGGGGGACGGUAUGUGACAACGGCUGGGACCUGAGCGAUGGCGAGGUGGUGUGCUGGCAGAUGGGCUGCGGGGUGGCUGUGUCAGCUCCAGGCUUGGCUCGCUUUGGGUCAGGGUCCAACCACAUCUGGCUGGGUGAUGUUGAGUGCACGGGGGCAGAAGCUACCCUCUCCGAAUGCAGGUCCAGGAUGGGGGAACCCAUCAAUUGCAACCAUGGGGAAGAUGCUGGUGGUGUGUGCUCAGGUAGCACCAAACCCCACGGAAGAGCUGAGGUCACUCUUCUGCAGAGCCUCUGUGCUGGGAGAGUUGAAGUGCUCCACAGGCAUCAGUGGGGGACCGUGUGCGAUGACAGCUGGGAUGAAGAGGACGCCGCAGUCGUGUGCCGGCAGCUGGGCUGCGGGACGGUGGUCUUGGCCCCUGGUGCGGCUUGGUUUGGGCAAGGGCGCAAUGCCAUCUGGCUGGACGACGUGAACUGCACAGGGAAGGAGGACACCCUCUCGGAAUGCCUGGCCAGGCCAUGGGGGACACACAGCUGUGACCAUGGGGAAGACGCCGGUGUGGUGUGCUCAGGCUCUGUUACCAUCAGACCUCCGCAGCCUCCGCCGCUGCUCCCAUUGCUGGUCUCGAUCAUCCCUCCCAUCUCGAUGCUGGUCUGUGGGGCUCUCCUGUACCAGAGGAGGAGGCAAAUGCAAACCAGGGCUUUUAAUUCCCCCUUAGGUGGGACAGCCCUUGAAGCCUCCUCGAACACUGCCUGUGCUUCCCUCUGCUGCCUGCGCUGCCUCAACCUGGCUGGCUUUGCCAGAGCAGGGCUCCUCAUCUACCUGGCGUGCCUCUGCGACCUGGUUGCUUCCCAGCGGGUUCCCCUCCGCCUGUCAGAUGGCCCACACCGCUGCGCCGGCAGGGUCGAGGUCUUCUACGAGAACCAGUGGGGAACGGUGUGCGAUGACUACUGGGACCUGGAGGAUGCUGGCGUGGUGUGCCGGCAGCUGGACUGCGGCACGGCACUGUCAGCCCCCGGGGCCGGGCAUUUCAGGGCAGGGUCUGGUCCCAUCUGGCUGGACGACGUCAACUGCAUGGGAACGGAGGUCGCCCUGUCUUACUGCAGGAUGAAGGGCUGGGGAAAGAACAACUGCCACCAUGGUGAAGAUGCCGGUGUGGUGUGCUCAGGCACAGCCACCAACACACCAGCUCAUCUGCGCCUGGAGAAUGGCCCCAGCCGCUGCGCAGGGCGCGUGGAGGUGCUGCACCACCAUCAGUGGGGGACAGUGUGCGACAACGGCUGGAGCCUGGUUGAGGCAGUGGUGGUCUGCCGGCAGCUGGGCUGUGGGACGGCCGUCUCUGCCCUGGGCUUGGCUCACUUCGGGCAGGGGUCCGGCCACAUCUGGCUGGAUAAUGUGAACUGUACAGGGACAGAAGCUGCCCUCUCCGAAUGCCAGGCCAGGCCGUGGGGAUCCAACAGCUGUGACCACCGGGAAGAUGCUGGUGUGGUGUGCUCAGACACUUCGGGACAGCUCCCACUGCGGCUGGCAAACGGCUUGAACAGCUGCCUGGGGAGAGUCGAGGUCUUUCACGACCAGAAGUGGGGGACCGUGUGCGACGACACCUGGGACCUCCAUGCCGCCGCCGCCGUGUGCAGGCAGCUGGGCUGCGGGAUGGCGCUGUCAGCACCAGGCUCAGCUCAUUUUGGGCCAGGUUCGGAUCCCAUCUGGCUGGACAGUGUUCACUGCACGGGGACCGAGUCCGCCCUCACUGAGUGCGAGCUGAGCAGCUGGGGAGAGCACAACUGUGGCCACAGCGAGGAUGCUGGCGUGGUGUGCUCAGACCCCUUGCAGGUGCGGGUGCAGGACGGCCCCGGUCCCUGCGCGGGGCGGGUGGAGGUGCUCUACAACGCUACCUGGCAUGGGGUGUGCGGCAGCAGAUGGAGCUUGCUGGAAGCUGGGGUGGUCUGCAGGCAGCUGGGCUGUGGGCCAGCCCAGUCAGCACCCGUUGGAGCCCAACUCAGGCAGGGGGACGACCCCUUGCAGGUGCGGGUGCAGGGCGGCCCCGGUCCCUGCGCGGGGCGGGUGGAGGUGCUGGAAUGCUCAGUUGCCCCAAAAAGGGUUUUAUGCACAGACCCCUUGCAGGUGCGGGUGCAGGACGGCCCCGGUCCCUGCGCGGGGCGGGUGGAGGUGCUCUACAACGCUACCUGGCAUGGGGUGUGCGGCAGCAGAUGGAGCUUGCUGGAAGCUGGGGUGGUCUGCAGGCAGCUGGGCUGUGGGCCAGCCCAGUCAGCACCCGUUGGAGCCCAACUCAGGCAGGGGGACGGCCGCGCCUUGCUGGAGGGGCUCAGCUGCCGGGGGACUGAGUUGCUGCUCCUGGAGUGCCAGCAGAGAGAGAUGGGUCUGGGGCCGUGCAGGCAGGGCUUGGCAGCCAGCGUGGUGUGUGCAGAGCAGAAAGACCUUAUACAGUCCUGCUCGGUGCUGGCAGGCCUGCUCAGCAUGGGGGCAAUGGUCUGUGGGACCCUGUUGGUCCUCUACCUGUGGACAAGGUGUGGAAGACAGGCUGGACGCUCCCCAGACAAGCCACUUAAAAAGGAGACAGAGGACACCGCGACAUCAUCAGAGGCAUAG